This is a messenger RNA of Drosophila miranda, 2151 nucleotides long. Its product is annotated as vicilin-like seed storage protein At2g18540. The transcript has a single exon. Lineage: Eukaryota; Metazoa; Arthropoda; Insecta; Diptera; Drosophilidae. The coding region runs from base 373 to 1617 and encodes 414 amino acids. The record is from RefSeq and is a predicted model, not a curated record.
GAUCAGCUUGCAACAGAAUCUAAUGGACAUUUUUAUAAUACUUGAUGACCUACUAGACGAAAAGACGGAAAUCUUAAAGCCAAAGAUUGAUGAAAUUAAGACGAUUUUGCUCGGCGAGUAUGACUAUAUUGAAAAGAAACAAGGAGAUCUUCAUACUGCUAUUGUCCAUGGAAAGAUUCACGAUGUUACUCAGAAGAUGUUAAACAUUUGUGAAGAUCUGAAAGACCUGAUUGGCAAACAAACUCAACAUAAGGAAGAUGAAAUUACAGAGCCUGAACUUCUUACCAUCAAGAAACUUGAUGAAGAAUCUAAACUUUCAAAGGCUAAGACUUUGAAAAACAAUCCAUCCAAGAACAGCAACUGGAUGAUAAGAUGCAGACGCGGGCUGAAGAGGAUGCAGAGACGGCCAAGAAAGCUAAACUCUCUGACGUUCUUUCUGAAAAGAUGUCUGAACUCGAAGAGAAACAACUGGAUGAGAAAGCUGAGGACUAUGCCAAAAAAAUGACCCAACAGGCAGAAGAUUCUGAGGUUGUUGCUGAAAAGAUACCCGAAGAAAAGGUUGAAGAAAGCAAGAAGGCCGAUGUCAAGGAUUCCGAGGCUAAGGCACAGAAAGCAAAGUCUUUGGAGAAGCAACAACUCGAGGAGAAACAACUGGAUGACAAGAAACAGAAGCAAACUGAGAAGGAUGCCGCAAAGAUGGCCCAGAAGGCAGAAGGAUCUGAGGUUGUUGCUGAAAAGAUAUCUGAAGAACAGGUAGAAGAAAGCAAGAAGGCCGAUGUCAAGGAUUCCGAGGCUAAGGCACAGAAAGCAAGGACUCUGGAGAUGCAACCACUCGAGGAGAAACAACUGGAAGAGAAGAAACAGAAGCAAUCUGAGAAGGAUGUCGAUUCUGCCCAGAAGGCAGAAGAAUCUGAGGUUAUUGCUGAAAAAAUAUCUGAAGAACAGGUGGAAGAAAGCAAGAAGGCCGAUGUCAAGGAUUCCGAGGUUAAGGCACAGAAGGCAAAGGCUCUGGAGAAGCAAGAACUCGAGGAGAAACAACUGGAUGAUAAGAAACAGAAGCAAACUGAGAUGGCCCAGAAGGCAGAAGAAUCUAAGGUUGCUGCUGAAAAAAUAUCUGAAGAACAGGUAGAAGAAAGCAAGAAGGCCGAUGUCAAGGAUUCCGAGGCUAAGGCUCAGAAAGCAAGGGCUCUGGAGAAGCAACCACUCGAGAAGAAACAACUGGAUGAGAAGAAACAGAAGCAAACUGAGACGGAUGUCGAAAAGAUGGUCCAGAAGGCAGAAGAAUCUGAGGUUAUUGCUGAAAAAAUAUCUGAAGAACAGGUAGAAGAAAGCAAGAAGGCCGAUGUCAAGGAUUCCGAGGUUAACGCACAGAAAGCAAAGUCUUUGGAGAAGGAAGAUCUCGAGGAUAAACAACUGGAUGAGAAGAAACAGAAGCAAACUGAGAAGGAUGCCGAAAAGAUGGCCCAGAAAGGAGAGGUAUCCGAAGCUCUGACUGAAAAGGUAUCUGACGAACCGAAAGAAGAAAUAAUCAAAACUAUUUUUACGGAUCCGGCAUCCAAGCCUCAAGGAGCAAAGGCUUUGGAAAAACAGUCUGUCUCAGUAAAAAAAACUGAAUGAGAACAAGCAAAAGCAGGAUGAGAAGGACGUAGAAAAAGCCAAGAAAGCAGACGUUUCUGAAGAACCCCAAGAACAAUCGGUUUUGGAGAGGCAAUUUAACGAGGAACAAGAAGUGGUUGAAAAAAGGCUAAAGCAGGUUGAGACAGAAGCUGAUAAGAAGGCCCAAAAUGUAGAUACUUUGAAGCAAAAGUUAUUGAUUAUAUCCCAGGCGGUUGCUCUCGGCAUACAUAACUCGUUAUGUAUUCCAAUCAUUUGUAACAGAAAGCCAAGAUAUUAUCGAAAAUCUCAGUGAUGUUGACAAGGUAGCCAAGUCCAUUUUAAAAUUACGAGAACAUAUCGUUCACACCUAUGACAGAAAGCCAGAAAAUGAACAAUAUGAUAAGCAACUCGCGGAAGAGUUUAUCGAAGACCUUCUUGCGGCCUGCCCAGACGCAGCUGAGCAACUAAUUCACAACUAUCUUAAGGAAAUUAAGACAAAUGUAAUUUUAACUAAAGCUUCCAUUCAGCUUAUCGACGAGAGCAACAUGUUAACCA